CCCCUUCACGGUCGGCGUUCGUCCCUUUUCUUGCGGCUGCUUUCCUGUGUUCUCACUUGGCAUUUCGACCCAACACCGCUUUUCUCUCGCCCGUGCUCGCUCGAACGCCACUCCAUCACGCUUUGACAACGCACAUCGCCCUCCACCAUGUCUCGCAUGCAGCAAGACCAGUUCGUCGACGAUGACGAGGAGGAGUGCUGCCCGCUAUGCGUCGAGGAGUUCGACCUGUCCGACAAGAACUUUUUCCCGUGUCCCUGCGGCUACCAGAUAUGUCAGUUCUGCUUCAACAACAUCAAGACGACGAUGAAUGGGCUGUGUCCCGCGUGUCGCCGUCCGUACGAUGAGUCGACAAUACAGUUCAAGAACAUCAGUCCCGAAGAGAUGGCCAAGCACAAGCAGCAGAUAGCGCAGAAGGCGAAGAAGAAUGCGCAGAUGCGCCAAAAGGAGGCGCAGAAGGCGGAAGCCGACUCGCUAAGCCGCAAACAUCUCGCGGGGCUCCGAGUGGUCCAGAAGAACCUCGUCUACGUGACCGGACUUACGCCGACAAUUCGCGAGGAUCGAUUGCUCGAUACUCUACGCGGAACCGAAUACUUUGGGCAAUACGGCAAGAUCGUCAAGAUUGUCGUGAGCAAGGCACGGGAAAAUGCACAGCAUCAACAGUCGGUAGGGGUUUACGUGACCUUUGCUCGCAAGGAAGAUGCCGCAGCGUGCAUAACAGCCGUGGACGGCUCGCAGAACGGCGACAGGACGUUAAGAGCCCAAUACGGCACAACCAAGUACUGUGCUACGUACCUCCGCGGGGAGCAAUGCAACAACCGAAAUUGCAUGUUCCUGCACGAGCCCGGCGAAGACAAUGACAGCUUCACCCGGCAGGAUCUGUCCAUGAUGAACUCUAUACAGACCCAGCAACCUGCACAGUCGUUGACCAGCCGAGCUGCCCCUCCGGCACACCAUGGCCCCCCAGUGGCAGCGGCGUCGGCUCCAAUGAACCGGCAAGACAGCAACGAUACUUCAAGUCCCACAGAGACGCCUGGUUUGCCUGCGACGGCAAGCUGGGGAAGUAAAGCCGCGCAGGAACGCCGUGCGAGCCGCUCAACGACUGCGUCCAACCCUAGCCCGAUGACCACGAACGCUGUCCUGGCCCCUCAGGCACCCCAAGCAUCGAAGGCAAGCAAGACGGAGGAGACGUCGAAGAAGAAGGGUAAGGAGAAGGAGAAGUCAGCCCAGACGUCCAAGUCAACAACACCGCAACCCCCACCAGUUCCACGUCCACCCAAGCCUCGCAUCUCUGGCUUCGAUGGCCUCCUGAAAACAAUAUCCGAUCCCGAUUUCAGAUUCGUAUUCUCGAGCGCCGUCCUGUCCGAGGAAGAGUUCAAAGCUGUCACUGAAUACCCACAAAUACUGGAUCCCAAUGGUGGCGCAAAGCGACGCGCUAUGAGAGAGAAGGAGAAGGAAGUUGCCGCCCAGCGGCAAACUGAGACACAGGCCGCAUCGCAGCAACAACUGCAGCCAGCUGCUGCCGCUGAAGGAGAAGAGCAUGAGACAACCGCUGGAGGUAGCUUGCAGCUUGGUGGCGAGCCUGAGGAGAGCCACCACACGGGCACAGGCCAGCCCAAUCAACAUGCAAUCGCACCACCUGGCCAACAAUCUCUGGGUGGCAACCUGUUCGGACAGAACGCUUCCCUAGCAGAGGAUUUCGGCAACCUUGGCCUUGGCAAUACUCGAGGCCUGACGCAGCAACAGCAGCACCUAUUGUUGUCCAACUUCAAGUCCGGCCCUCAGUCUGCUGGCCUCGUCUCCAACUUCCAGAACAAUCAAGCUCAGCCGACCCACGCUCAGGCCGGCAACGCACCCGGUCACGCGAGACACGCAUCCCGGUUCAGCUUCGCGAACGACAGCGCAUCCGCCUCUGCUUCCGUGCAGCCUGUCGCAAACCAGAAGCUGAUGAGCCAGCAGAGCUCUAUGAUGCCCAAGAACGCGAACCAGUUCCACCAACUCUCCCAGCACCAGCCAUUAGGUGGCCAGUUUUACACUAGCGGUGUUCAAGGGCCACCACCCGGGUUGAAAGCUACCGGCACACCACCAGUCAGCGGAGGUGGCAUGUUUAGCCAAGGUCACGGAUUCGCUACCGGCGGUCUCGGCUAUGGCGCGAACGCUGCCGGCAGGAACAACAAUGAUGCAUUGUAUCAGGACUUGCUCCGAGGCAGAAACAUGGACGGCGGUGGUAGGGUAGCUGAUGCUGGAAAGCGUGAGUCAAUGUUUCCUUCGUUUCUCAACCAACAUCCCACGACCUCCACGCCAGCCCCUGCCCCCGGCCUCUUGAGCUUUCCUUAUGGACCUUCGCCUGGUGCUUAUCAGGAAUCUGGUUCGCAGAAGUCUAAGAAAAAGGGGAAGAAGCACAGACAUGCUAACACUUCCUCCUCUGGGGGUGGUGUAGUAGAUGUUCAAGACCCGAGUAUCUUACAGGCAAGGUUGCAUCAAGGCGGAGGCAUGGUCGGGCAGGGACUGUACGGCCAAGGUCAAGGUGGGUACUCCUCCCUGAACUACAGCAAUUACGGCGGUGCCGGACGAUGGUAGCUCUCUUUCGCUUCUUUCACAUACUUUGUGACCAAAAGGGUCAUGUACAAUGUUUUAUUACCUCUCUUCCCACGAUGGC
Molecule: messenger RNA, 2656 nt
Organism: Trematosphaeria pertusa
Lineage: Eukaryota; Fungi; Ascomycota; Dothideomycetes; Pleosporales; Trematosphaeriaceae
Exons: 4
Coding region: 148-2577 (809 amino acids)
Biological process (GO): protein ubiquitination
Cellular component (GO): CCR4-NOT complex
Molecular function (GO): RNA binding; ubiquitin-protein transferase activity; metal ion binding
Source: RefSeq, a predicted model, not a curated record